AUGGCUGCGAGGUGGCUGCUACUGCUGGCGCUCCUCGCCGCCCACGCUGCGGCUCUUCCUGAUUUCAUUAGGAUAGGCGGGCUGUUUCAUCCGUCGGACGACAAGCAGGAAGUGGCCUUUCGCUACGCCGCGGAGAAGAUCAACGCCAACCGGGACAUCCUGCCCAAGUCUCGCCUCAGCGCUCAGGUCGAGGUGAUACAGCCGCAAGAUAGUUUCCACGCCUCGAAACGAGUGUGCCAUCUACUGCGAGGCGGCGUGGCAGCGAUUUUUGGACCGCAGAGCGCACAUACGGCAUCUCAUGUGCAGAGCAUUUGCGACACCAUGGAAAUUCCGCAUUUGGAGACACGUUGGGACUACCGGCUUAGACGGCAGAGCUGCCUCGUCAACCUCUAUCCUCAUCCCACCACUUUGUCCAAGGCGUACGUCGAUCUGGUGAAGGCCUGGGGCUGGAAGAGUUUUACCAUUAUCUACGAGAACAACGAGGGGCUUGUGCGAUUGCAGGAACUUCUGAAAGCGCACGGACCUAGCGAAUUUCCCAUUACGGUUAGACAGCUGAGCGAAGGAUCGGAGUAUCGGCCGCUGCUAAAACAAAUAAAAAAUUCCGCGGAGUCGCAUAUCGUAUUGGAUUGUUCCACCGAGAGGAUCUACGAUGUGUUGAAACAAGCGCAACAGAUUGGAAUGAUGAGCGACUAUCACAGCUACCUUAUCACAUCACUGGACUUGCAUACCGUCGACUUAGAAGAAUUCAAGCAUGGCGGGACCAAUAUCACUGCCUUUCGAUUAGUGGAUCCAGAAAAGCCAGAAAUUCAAAAGGUAAUUCAAGAUUGGAUCUACGGUGAGAAACGCUAUAAUCGUGAGCUUGACAUGGGACAGAACAGUAACAAGAAUAAUUUAACUACUAUAAAGACUGAAACAUCGUUGUUGUACGACGCUGUCCAUCUCUUUGCCAAAGCAUUACACGAUCUCGACACGUCCCAACAAAUCGAUAUCAAACCAUUAUCCUGCGAAUCAACGGAUACUUGGCCUCAUGGAUACUCUCUUAUCAAUUACAUGAAAAUUGUGGAGAUGACAGGGCUCACGGGUAUUAUCAAGUUCGAUCAUCAGGGAUUUCGCUCCGACUUCGUUCUAGACAUCAUCGAGCUGAAUAACAAAGAAGGCUUGAAGAAAAUCGGUACUUGGAAUAGUACCAAAGGUAUCAACUUUACGAGAAGCUACGGUGAUGUUUACAGUCAAAUCGUUGAAAACUUGCAGAAUAAGACUUUCAUCGUGACGACUAUACUGAGCGCGCCAUACUGUAUGCGGAAGGACUCGAGUGAGAAACUUACCGGAAAUGCGCAAUUCGAAGGCUACAGCGUCGACUUGAUUUACGAGAUAUCGCGGCUGCUAGGAUUCAAUUAUACGUUCCGACUUGUGCCGGAUGGACGUUACGGCUCGUACAAUCCGCAGACGAAGGAAUGGGACGGGAUGAUGAAGGAGCUACUCGAGCAAAAGGCCGAUCUCGCGAUCGGUGAUCUCACCAUCACGUACGACCGGGAACAGGUUGUGGAUUUCACGACGCCGUUCAUGCCUUUAGGGAUCAGCAUACUUUACCGCAAACCCAUAAAGCAACCGCCGAAUUUGUUCUCGUUCCUCAGCCCUCUUAGCCUCGACGUUUGGAUCUACAUGGCAACGGCUUAUCUCGGGGUCUCCGUGCUCCUCUUUAUAUUAGCUAGAUUCACGCCGUAUGAAUGGUACAACCCGCAUCCGUGCAACAAAAAUCCGGACCAUCUGGAGAACCGCUUCAAAUUCUUUAACUGCUUGUGGUUCACCAUUGGCUCCCUAAUGCGGCAGGGUUGUGAUAUUCUGCCAAAGUUCAGCCCCUACGAGUGGGAGAACCCCCAUCCAUGCAACGGGCAGUCCGAAGUCCUCGAGAACGAGUUCACCCUAAUGAACUCGCUCUGGUUCACCAUAGGCUCUCUCAUGCAGCAAGGCUCCGAUAUAGCGCCGAAGGCCGUGUCGACUCGCAUGGUCGCUGGUAUGUGGUGGUUCUUCACGCUGAUCAUGAUCUCCUCUUAUACGGCUAAUCUCGCGGCUUUCCUCACCGUCGAGAGGAUGGAUUCGCCGAUUGAAAGCGCCGAAGAUCUCGCUAAGCAGACGAAAAUCAAAUAUGGUGCUCUCAAAGGCGGCAGCACGGCGGCUUUCUUCAAG
Messenger RNA from Atta colombica, 2187 nucleotides. Its product is annotated as glutamate receptor ionotropic, kainate 1-like. Gene Ontology annotation, biological process: synaptic transmission, glutamatergic; modulation of chemical synaptic transmission. Gene Ontology annotation, cellular component: plasma membrane; postsynaptic membrane. The record is from RefSeq and is a predicted model, not a curated record. Gene Ontology annotation, molecular function: transmitter-gated monoatomic ion channel activity involved in regulation of postsynaptic membrane potential; glutamate-gated receptor activity. The transcript has 14 exons. NCBI's taxonomy places the organism in Eukaryota, Metazoa, Arthropoda, Insecta, Hymenoptera, Formicidae. The annotation marks the transcript as partial.